This is a messenger RNA of Loxodonta africana (African savanna elephant), 2036 nucleotides long. It is a transcript of the gene EVA1C, whose product is annotated as eva-1 homolog C. Bases 71 to 1396 code for a protein of 441 amino acids. Gene Ontology annotation, cellular component: extracellular region. The record is from RefSeq and is a predicted model, not a curated record. Gene Ontology annotation, molecular function: carbohydrate binding; heparin binding. The transcript is spliced from 8 exons. Lineage: Eukaryota; Metazoa; Chordata; Mammalia; Proboscidea; Elephantidae.
GCCACUGGAGACCGACUCGCCCCGCCAUGUGACAUUGCCCCCGCCAGCGACCCCCCGCGUGUCCCGCACCAUGCUCCCGCGGGGACGCGAGCGCCAGUCUCUCGCGCCCCAGCCGGCUCAGCAUCCUGGCCUCCGCAGGCAGGUAGAGCCGCCGGGGCAGUUCCUGCGCCUCUUCUACUGUACCGUCCUGGUCUGCUCCAAAGAGAUCGCGGCGCUCACGGACUUCUCUGGUUACCUAACCAAACUCCUGCAAAACCACACCGCCUAUGCCUGCGAUGGGGACCACUUGAAUCUCCAGUGUCCACGGCAUUCUACGAUAAGUGUCCAGUCGGCAUUUUAUGGGCAAGAUGAUCAAAUGUGUAACUCCCAGCAGCCUGCAUCCCAGAGGAAAGACAGCCUAACCUGUGUAGCAUCCACCACGUUGCAGAAGGUCCUGGAUGAGUGCCAGAACCAGCGGGCCUGCCACCUCCUGGUCAAUAGCCGUGUUUUUGGACCUGACCUUUGCCCAGGAAGCAGUAAAUACCUCCUGGUCUCCUUUAAGUGCCAACCUAGUGAAUUCAAAAACAAAACUGUGUGUGAAGACCAGGAGCUGAAGCUGCACUGCCAUGAAUCCAAGUUUCUCAACAUCUACUCAGCAACAUAUGGCAGGAAGACACAGGAGAAGCACAUCUGCUCCUCGGAUGCAGGGCGUCUCUCCCCUGUGGACUGCUUGUCUUAUUCCCCGUUGCAAGUUUUAUCCCAGAGAUGCUACGGAAAGCAGAGAUGCAAAAUCAUUGCCAACAAUCACCACUUCGGAAGCCCCUGUCUGCCAGGAGUGAAAAAAUACCUCACCGUUACCUACGCAUGUGUUCCCAAGAACAUCCUCGCAGCAAUUGAUCCAGCUGUUGCUAAUCUAGAACCUUCUUUGAAGAAGAAAAAUGGGGAAUAUGGUAUAAACUUUCACCCAAGUGAAUCCAGCGUUCUGAGGAAAGACGGGGUCAUUGUUAGCAACUCCCUGGCAGCAUUUGCUUACAUUAGAGCCCACCCCGAGAGAGCCGCCCUGCUGUUCAUGUCCAGUGUCUGCAUCGGCCUGGCGCUCACGAUGUGUGCCUUGGUCAUCAGAGUGUCCUGCACCAAGGACUUCCAGGAGCUGCAGCUGGGGAGGGAGCAUCUGGUGCCAGGGAGUGACAAGGCUGAGGAGGACAGAGAGGACAAAGACGAGGAGGAGAGCUCCUCAGACUCUGAUUUUCCAGGAGAACUGUCAGGGUUUUGUAGGACUUCCUAUCCCAUCUACAGUUCCAUAGAGGCUGCAGAGCUAGCAGAAAGGAUUGAGCGCAGAGAGCAAAUCAUUCAGGAAAUAUGGAUGAACAGUGGUUUGGACAGCUCGCUCCCGAGAAACAUGAGCCAGUUCUACUGAAAACCAGAUGCAUCUCGAUGCGAUCACACUUUCUGAAGAGGGAAGGAUCCAGAAUACCCCUCCAGUUCUGCUUCACGUGUACCUUCUAUGAAGGAGAAUUUGUCAUGUCAUCCAAGACUGGCAAAGCCAGAAAGAUAUUAAAACAGACAUUUCAAAAUAAAUUAGGAGGGAAGAAGUCUUUGUUUUCUGUAUUUAUUUAAAUCCAUGUCUGUGCACUAACAUAAUUGGAGUUCACAUUUAUUGAACACUCAUAAUGCCAGGCACUGUUCUAGCUGGUUUUCCUAUAUGAAGCCAUUUAUUCCUCACAACCUCAUCAUGAAGUAGUUCUGUUAUACCCAUUUUACACAUGAGAAAAUGGAAGCUCUCUGUAUCCAUAUGGGAAUUAUAUUGAUACUCUGGACAGCAAAUAUGAGUUCAUAUACUACAUGUUCAAGGUUGAUGAGUUUUAAUCACUAAUAUUAAUUGUUUAGAGCCAAGUCAGCAAACAUUUUCUGUAAAGGGUCAGGUGGUAGAUAUUUUAGGCUUUGUGGGCCAUAUGAUCUCUUUCACAGCUAUUCAGUUCUGCUCUUGGGCAGUAAAGCAGCCAUAGACGAUAUGUAAACAAAUAGGAAGGGCUUCGUGCCAGUAAAACUUUAUCUAU